This is a messenger RNA of Drosophila eugracilis, 1262 nucleotides long. It is a transcript of the gene bc10, whose product is annotated as bladder cancer-associated protein. The transcript is spliced from 2 exons. Bases 235 to 474 code for a protein of 79 amino acids. The record is from RefSeq and is a predicted model, not a curated record. Lineage: Eukaryota; Metazoa; Arthropoda; Insecta; Diptera; Drosophilidae.
UUUGACUUAAUCUGGUAACACUGACCUUUACAAUGUUUAGAGAUUUUAAGGUACUUUGGGUAAAUAUGUGAUAAUUUUAAACGACGCACAACAAGCCAACGACUAAACGAGCCGAAAACCGAGAGGUCAGCGCCAGGAGGCCCAAAAAGAGGCCGCGCGGAAGACCACGUCAGAGCUCUCGCGACUAGAACCCAGAACCUAAACAAAACAAAAACACACCCACCCGCACACAGAAUGUAUUGCCUACAAUGCCUGCUACCCGUAUUACUGAUACCGAAACCCACGAAUCCGGCGCUAAUGGAAACCCACGUUAUGUUUAUAGUACUCUACCUGGUUGGGUUCUUCCUCGAGCGAAAACCCUGCACCAUCUGCAGCCUUGUAUUUCUCACAGCCGUAUCACUUAUAUGCUACAGUGGCGUCGGAAAUUGCAUCUUUUGGGGCAAUUGUGAGGGUCAUCAAUGUGAGAAUGGCUAGAAGAAGUCAUCCCAUUCAACCAUUAUUAAAGUACCCCAGUAGUUAUAGUCAACGAAGAGAUGAAGUGCUAAUAAUAAUAACUACCUAAUUAUGGAAUUACGUUCGCGUUGUUACAGCUUUACAUCCUAGAAAAAAAUCAGAGAAAAUCGGCGGAGAAAAGGCAGAUAUAGAGGAUAUGGUUAACUUGACUAAAUCAGUGAAAUCAGUGAUACAAGUGAUGAGUGAGUCCGACCAGGAACAAAGAUUGUGCGUUUAGAUCCAUUAUAUUAUUUCCACCGCCGUAUAUAUGUUUCCUUCAUAAUUCUUUUGGUUAUGAACAUGUAAUAUUGUAUUCAAGCGUGUCUUUUUGUUGUUUUUAAGGCCUAGACAAAUUUAGUUUUAAAGAAAAAAUAAUAACGCUACGAAAACGUAUUGUACAUCACCCCACCCAAAACCCUAACCCUAACCCUCUAAAAAUCAAAACAAACCGCUACACACCCCACUUGUCAAUGCAACAUACGAUUAGUCAUAUAUGUUAUAUUAUACAAGAAGUAAUUGUAAAGAAAAUUAAGAAGAAAAAAAAAACAAAUCCAUUGCGCAUCCUUGCUGAGCCAACGGAAGCUGCUGACAUCGGUUGUUAUUACCCUGUCUUGUGCACAUGCAACACUGUAUAUACAAGCAUAUAACUUACACUGAUCAAUAUAUAUACAUAUAUAUAUAUAUAUUAUAUACAUAAACUGUAAACGAGAGACAAGCACAAAAAUGUAAAAACGAGGAAAUGCGGGAGAUUAAAGGAUAUACAAAAAACA